UGAAGCCUGAGCCACACAGAAAAUGGUAAAUUCACGUGCGGUCAGUGCUUGUGGCAGAGUUUCCCCUUUCGGUCGUGCCUGCCUUGGUCUGGCAAGCGCCAGCCACAGUGACGUACCGCUCGCGUCUGGAUGAGCUGCCGUGACGAUGGCAUGCCCACCCACCUCUGCAAACGAAGCCACUUUUCCAAUUCACGCGUCCUUCAUCAUCAUCAAUUCCCUCCUUCUCACCAUCUUCACGAAAGAAAGCCCUAUUCACGCCCCUUCGCAUUCCCCACGUCCACCACUCAUCCACAUCACACCCAUCUCCAAGCCCCCACCCUCCCGCAAACAGCUUCCAAACAGGACACGCAACUCGAUUGGAACCAACCCCACCUCUCCAAUACCUACCUGCAAGCCCCUCCGUCCUAUAAAACGCAGCUAUGACGCUCUACUACUCCCUCGUGUUUGCCCUUCUCAUGUUUGAGAUGGUCGUCUUCGUCUCCCUCAUCAUCCCCAUGCCCUUCGACCUCAAGCGCAAACUCUUCAUCUUCAUCUCCGAGAACCCGCUCGUGGCCAAACUGCAAUAUGGCUUAAAGAUCACUUUCAUCUUCAUCCUCAUCCUCUUCGUCGACAGCGUCAACCGCGUCUACCGCGUCCAAGUCGAGCUCACCCAAGCCAAAAACCAAGGCGGCGCCGCAGUCCAAGUAGCAGGCAGCGAGCGCAUGGAAGUGCAAGCGCGCAAAUUCUACUCCCAGCGCAACAUGUACCUCUGCGGCUUCACCCUCUUCCUCUCCCUCAUCCUCAACCGCACCUACAUGAUGAUCACCGACAUCCUGCGCCUCGAGCAGGAGGUCAAGAUCCUCAAGGGCGAGAAGCCGGCCAAUGACGAGGCGGCCGCCAAGAUCGGCGAGGCCGGCAAGCUGAACGAGAUUGGCACGCUGAAGAAGAAGCUGGCGGAGAAGGAUCGCGAUAUUGAGAAUUUGAAGAAGCAGGCCAAGGGGUUGAAUGAUGAGUACCAGCGCUUGGGCGAUCAGGUUGCCGGGCAGGACGGGACGCCGAAGAAGUCCAAGUAAAGGAGAGAUGGUGAGCCGGUGGUAGGAGGGAGGGUAUUGGAAUGGAUGACGAAGAGAUGGCGAGUUGAGCUAGGUAGGGGAGCUGCAUAUCUAUGGGCGGCGUUGGAAAAAGCGCGGACGUAUCCCGCAUGGAGCGAAAAGUCAAGAAGAUCAGGCAUCAAGCAUGCACCCCAACACAUGGAAUGA
Neohortaea acidophila is the source of this 1238-nucleotide messenger RNA. RefSeq names its product putative BAP31 domain protein. NCBI's taxonomy places the organism in Eukaryota, Fungi, Ascomycota, Dothideomycetes, Mycosphaerellales, Teratosphaeriaceae. The transcript is spliced from 4 exons. Gene Ontology annotation, biological process: intracellular protein transport; endoplasmic reticulum to Golgi vesicle-mediated transport. The coding region runs from base 420 to 1052 and encodes 210 amino acids. Gene Ontology annotation, cellular component: endoplasmic reticulum; endoplasmic reticulum membrane. The record is from RefSeq and is a predicted model, not a curated record.